This is a messenger RNA of Lindgomyces ingoldianus, 978 nucleotides long. RefSeq lists its product as uncharacterized. The coding region runs from base 1 to 978 and encodes 325 amino acids. NCBI's taxonomy places the organism in Eukaryota, Fungi, Ascomycota, Dothideomycetes, Pleosporales, Lindgomycetaceae. The record is from RefSeq and is a predicted model, not a curated record. The transcript has 9 exons.
AUGCUGCGAUUCGGCUGCUCCCAGGUCGUCAUCGAGCGUCUCGACCCCCUUGUAAACCCUGAUAUGAGCCCGUCUUCGCACAUGCACCAGGUGGUUGGAGGGAACGCGUUUAAUGCUUCGAUGCCGGUGACGGAUAUCGCCAAACUUGCUUCGUGCACUACAUGCCACUUCGAUCAGGACUUCUCUAAUUACUGGACGGCGAAUCUCUACUUCAGGGCCCGGAACGGCACCUACAAACGCGUCCCGCAGAUGGCAAACCAAUUCAACGAUGGCGACAACGCUGGAAUUACCAUAUACUACACUUCGCCGAACCGGAAUGCAACGACCGCCUUCAAGCCGGGCUUCCGCAUGCUUACCGGCGACGCGAUGAGACGCACGUCUGAGAAUUUGGGGAAGAACAUGCAGCAGUGUUAUCGCUGCUUCUCGGAGCCCAAUUUUGGUGGCAGCAUGUAUCCUCCAUGUCUCGACCCCAAGUGGGAUACCGACUAUUUCCCCAAGCAACCAUGCCUUGGAGGUAUCCGGUCUAACAUCAUCUUCCCAUUGUGCUGGGACGGAAAGAACCUCGAUAGCCCGAGCCACCGCGAUCACGUCACUCACCCGACUGGCGGGCCACCCUCUUUCUCUGUCGUCAACGGCACGUGUCCCGCCAGUCAUCCCGUGAAAAUCCCGCAGGUCAUGUUAGAGGUUAUGUGGAAUACCACCGCUUUCAAUAACAAGGACGACUGGCCGAAGGAUGGUAGCCAGCCAUUCGUUCUCUCAACUGGAGACAAGACUGGUUUCGGCCAGCACGGCGACUACGUCUUUGGCUGGAAGGAUGAUACGCUCCAGACCGCUAUGGACAGUGGUUGCUACCUCCGCAACUGCACGCAGCUUACGUCGCAGACGCCCAAGGUCAAGAACCAGUGUAACGUUCCAGUCACUGUUAACGAGAAUAUUGAUGGAUGGAUGAAUGAGCUUCCGGGAGGCGAUUGGGCUUGA